Lycium ferocissimum is the source of this 459-nucleotide messenger RNA. RefSeq lists its product as uncharacterized. Bases 1 to 459 code for a protein of 152 amino acids. Lineage: Eukaryota; Viridiplantae; Streptophyta; Magnoliopsida; Solanales; Solanaceae. The record is from RefSeq and is a predicted model, not a curated record. The transcript is spliced from 3 exons.
AUGGGUCCAUUUGAGGCUCUUUAUGGGAGGAGAUACCGAUCUCCUAUAGGAUGGUUUGAUGCCUUUCAGGUAAGGCUGUGGGGUUCUGAUCUUUUGAGGGAAUCGUUAGAUAAGGUUAAGGUGAUUCAAGAUAAGCUUUUAGCGGCUCAGAGUAGACAGAAGGAGUAUGCAGAUCGAAAGGUUCGAGAUUUUGAGUUCAUGGUUGGGGAGCAGGAUUCAAUCUUGCUAGAUGAGAGUUUGUCUUAUGAGGAGGAGCCUAUUGCCAUUUUAGAUAGAGAGGUUUGUAAGUUAAGGUCUAAAGAGAUAGCAUCAGUAAAGGUUCAGUGGAAGAGUCGUACAGUUGAGAAGGCCACUUGGGAGACCGAGUCCGACAUGCGUAAUAAGUAUACCCAGCUUUUCACCCAGUCAGGGCCUCGGACUGAUAUAGGGAUUUUGAGAAGACUUGGUGAAAAACCAUAA